AUGGAUUCUAAUAUCACGGUGAGCAGCAGCAACAUUACUUCCAUCCACACCGUGGCGCAAGUCAUCAGCUGGGUGACUUUUGCCAUUGGGAGUCCUGUGCUGUGCCUGGUGGCUUAUACCCUGUAUCACCUGGUGAAGACUGACCACGUCACCCCGGUUUACAUCAUUAACCUCCUCAUUACUAACAUCUUCAGUUUCAUUGGCAGACCUAACACGGCCGGAGAGAAAAAUUUGAUCUCUGCUGAAAUCAGAUCCCUGGUAUUUUAUUACAGUGUCAUAACCAAUAUUGUGUUCAUGGUGUGCAUCGCCCAGGAGAGGUACCUGCUGGUCACCCGUCCUGUGUGCCUAGGGAGCCGACACGCAGUCAGAAGCUCUGCCCUGGUCUCCCUGCUGCUGUGGGUCGGCCCCUUGGCAGUCCUGUCCCUGGCCAUUUACGGCUACUUCCUGUGGCUUUCCGUCUGCCUCCUCCUUCCGUUCCCCUACUUCCUGUUCCUGUGCUUGGAUGCAGUCAGAGCCCUCUCCUGCUCCACCACACUGCCCAGCCAGGAAAAGAGGAGAAUCCUGGGAACACUGACCUUCAUCCUGGGGAACUACAUUGUGAUUUUCCUUCCCUUCAUAUUGAACAUGCUGCUGAAGUCCCUCUCAGUGAGUGUGGAGGGGUUUCCCCUGGAGACAGUGGCCAGCAUGCUUCUGCUCCUUAGCCCCCUGCUCGACCCUCUGCUCUUCUUCUGCGUACACAAGAGCAGAAGGGACAUCCUGCAAGCCUUCCCCUGUUGCAAGGGCCUGGUCCAUCACCAGGAGGAACCAGGGUCUGUCCCCACCAUUUCUGAAACCGUGGCCAGUGUCUAG
Molecule: messenger RNA, 849 nt
Organism: Anguilla rostrata (American eel)
Lineage: Eukaryota; Metazoa; Chordata; Actinopteri; Anguilliformes; Anguillidae
Product: ovarian cancer G-protein coupled receptor 1-like
Exons: 1
Coding region: 1-849 (282 amino acids)
Biological process (GO): positive regulation of Rho protein signal transduction; phospholipase C-activating G protein-coupled receptor signaling pathway
Cellular component (GO): plasma membrane
Molecular function (GO): G protein-coupled receptor activity
Source: RefSeq, a predicted model, not a curated record